Messenger RNA from Cryptomeria japonica (Japanese cedar), 1914 nucleotides. RefSeq names its product probable E3 ubiquitin-protein ligase ARI8. Gene Ontology annotation, biological process: protein polyubiquitination; positive regulation of proteasomal ubiquitin-dependent protein catabolic process; ubiquitin-dependent protein catabolic process. The coding region runs from base 165 to 1682 and encodes 505 amino acids. Gene Ontology annotation, cellular component: ubiquitin ligase complex; cytoplasm. The transcript has a single exon. Gene Ontology annotation, molecular function: ubiquitin conjugating enzyme binding; zinc ion binding; ubiquitin protein ligase activity. The record is from RefSeq and is a predicted model, not a curated record. NCBI's taxonomy places the organism in Eukaryota, Viridiplantae, Streptophyta, Pinopsida, Cupressales, Cupressaceae.
UUCAACUACAUAAUUGAUUUCCCUAUAUUAAAAGGACAGGAUUAAAUCCUCAUAAAAAUCCGUAUCAACAAAUAAGUCGGCCCUUCAAUUACAAGGAAAAAUAGAGAUUACAGAGAAGGCGCCUGCAAAGUAUAGUACGAAUAAGAGGAUUGUUCGAUAGCAAAAUGGAGUACGAAUCAGAGGAUUACUCUGAUACCGAAGAGCUGUUGGAAUGCUCUCAACAGGAAAAAGAAAAGGGAGAAAAGAACAAUGGCAUCAACUGCUACAGUGUUUUGAGCUUUCAAGACAUCUGUGAACGACAGGAGAAGGCCAUGGAGUCUGUUUCAUCCAUUUGCUGUUUAUCUCAAGCCGAGUCAAGGAUUCUCCUGCAACACUUCAAGUGGAGAGUUGCAGAUCUGAUGGAAGAAUGGUUUCAGAAAGAGCAGAGAGUGCGAAAAGAGUCAGGAUUGUUUCACAAGGCUUCAGUAAAACAGCUUAGGGCUGAUGAGCAGUCAUACUGUUCGAUAUGCAUGGAUGCCCGCUUCAUUACUGACAUGAAAGCCCUUGCUUGUGCCCAUUAUUUCUGUAAGCCCUGUUGGGUGAACUACAUUCAGAUCUCAAUUAGGGAAAAUGGAAUUGGGUGCCUCAGUUUGAGAUGUCCUGAGCCAAAAUGUGGGGCUGCUGUGGGCGAAGACACUGUGCUCUGUUUGAUUACAGAGGAACAGGACAGAACAAAAUAUGGGCAAUUUCUUGUUAGAUCUUAUGUUGAGGAAAGCAAAAGAAUCAAAUGGUGCCCUGCUCCUGAGUGUGAGUAUGCUGUGGAAUUGCAGGAUGGAAUCAGCCAAUGCUAUGAUGUCACCUGCAAAUGCUCUUAUAAUUUUUGCUGGAGCUGCUCAGAGGAGAUGCAUCGUCCUGUUGACUGUGAUACUGUUAGAAAAUGGGCCUUCAAGAACAGAGACAAUGCAGAAACAGAAAAUUGGAAAAUUGUUAAUACAAAGCCCUGCCCAAAAUGUGGCCGUGCAAUUGAAAAAAAUCAGGGUUGCAUGCAUAUGACAUGUGUGGCUCCGUGCUUCUAUGAAUUUUGCUGGUUAUGCCUUGGGAAUUGGAAUACCCACUCUAAUAAUUUUGCUUGCAACAGAUUUCAAGUUGAUGAACAGGGGACAGAGACAGUUACUAAUCAGGAAUCUGAAUCAGAGGCAGAGAAAAUACAGAGAGAACAAAGAGAGACCAUUAAACAAUCCUUGGAGAGAUACAGUCAUUAUUAUGAACGAUGGGCUGCCCAUGAAAGAUCUAUGGAAAAAGCACUUUCAGAUCUGAAGCAUGUUCAGAAUCUUCAGAUGAAACAGUUGGGUGACAUACAAUGCUUAACUGAGUUGGAUCUUAAAUUUGUGACAGAUGCAUGGCUUCAGAUCGUUGAAUGCAGGCGUGUUCUCAAGUGGACAUAUGCUUAUGGCUAUUAUCUUUCUCAAGAUGAAAAUUCCCACAAGAAUUUAUUUGAGCACUGCCAAGCUUAUGCCGAGUCUUCUUUAGAACGACUGCAUGAUUGUGCUGAGGAAGAGUUGCAGGUUUUUAUUGCAAGCCAAAAGCCUCCAGAGGAAUUUAAGGAAUUUCGUAUGAGGCUCGUUACCCUCAAAAAUGCCACUGCCCAGUAUUUUCAAAACCUCGUCAAAGCUCUGGAAAAAAGCCAAGUGAAUGAAGACUGAAAAAGACCAAAAAAACUUUGUAAGUCGGGAAAAGAUUGUUUAGGCCAAGUUGUGAUGAACAAUAUGAAAUAUGAAAUCUGCUUGGUAUGAUUGUUUAUUUGUUAGAAUGAUAUCAUAUUUUUAUGACCUAUAUUGUAAUGCCGCCUAUCCAACACAAAUACCCUAUAAGCUUCGAUUUCUUUUUUAUGUCCAUGGAUAUUAUCUCUAUACAACUUUCUUCUAUGGACGAGAA